Phalaenopsis equestris is the source of this 1814-nucleotide messenger RNA. Its product is annotated as serine carboxypeptidase 1-like. Gene Ontology annotation, molecular function: serine-type carboxypeptidase activity; acyltransferase activity, transferring groups other than amino-acyl groups. The transcript has 14 exons. The record is from RefSeq and is a predicted model, not a curated record. The coding region runs from base 238 to 1713 and encodes 491 amino acids. Gene Ontology annotation, biological process: proteolysis; secondary metabolic process. Lineage: Eukaryota; Viridiplantae; Streptophyta; Magnoliopsida; Asparagales; Orchidaceae.
AUGGCGAAAAGCAGUGGUUUUUUUAAAAAACACUGAAACGGACUGAAGUCGUCCCCAUCAAACUUCGCCACUUUAUUCCUAUCGACCUAAUAAUUUUUCCAUUUGCAGUCCUCCGGCUUCGCAGGAGUUGUCAAUUCCUUUUUAGUUACUUCUCUUUCUCUGGACAAAACGGAUAUCUCUCUUCUCUCUCUAUAAAUCUCUCCCACAAAAUUGAGCAUUCUAUACUCAUCUGCUCCAAUGGCUUUCUUCCUCCUCCGCUUCCUAUCGCUGCUCUUCCUGACCACUGUAUCAUUGCUCUCUGCGCUGCCAGAGAACGCUUUGGUCUCCCAUCUUCCCGGCUUCAGCGGAACCUUUCCGUCGAAGCAUUACUCUGGGUAUGUGACUAUUGAUGAGAAGCAUGGGAAGAAUCUUUACUACUACUUUGUGGAGUCGGAGGGGAAUCCGGUGAAAGAUCCUUUGGUUCUUUGGCUCAACGGGGGGCCAGGCUGUUCUAGUUUUGAUGGCUUCGUCUAUGAGCAUGGUCCAUUCAAUUUUAAACCAGGGGUGAAAGCUGGAAGCUUGCCUGAGCUGCUGUUGAAUCCCUACAGCUGGUCUAAGGUUUCUAGUAUUAUCUACUUGGACUCUCCUGCUGGUGUUGGUUUGUCAUAUUCACUUAAUAGGUCAGAUUACAUUACUGGAGAUCUUAAGACUGCCUCUGAUUCUCACCAAUUUCUUUUGAAGUGGUUUGAGCUAUAUCCAGAGUUCCUUGGAAAUCCAUUUUAUAUAUCUGGAGAAUCAUAUGCUGGGGUAUAUGUUCCCACCCUUGCUGCUGAGGUUGCUGUAGGGAUAAAAGCUGGAAUUAAGCCCACUAUAAACUUCAAGGGCUACAUGGUUGGAAAUGGAGUCACUGACACAGUAUAUGAUGGUAACGCUCUUGUGCCAUUUGCUCAUGGAAUGGGUCUCAUAUCAGAUGAUAUGUUUCAGGGGACUAAUGCUGCAUGCAAUGGAAGUUAUUGGAAUCCAAAUAAUCAAUUAUGUGAAGAAAAGCUAAGCGAAAUUGAUUUUGACCUUCAGGACCUGAACAUAUAUGACACUCUUGAACCAUGCUAUCAUAGUACUGCAAGUUCUCAUGUCUCUCAGAGAAGAAAAUUGCCAUCAAGCUUCCGUAGGCUUGGUGAGACCGAUAGACCUCUUCCAGUGAGGAAAAGGAUGUUUGGUCGUGCGUGGCCUUUGUGGGCUCCAGUCAUGGAGGGGCAUGUACCAACAUGGCCAGAACUUGGAAGUCAGUCUGUUCCAUGCAUGAAUGACGAGUUCGCGACUUUAUGGUUGAAUGAUGAAGAAGUAAGAAGUGCACUGCAUGCUCAGCCGAAAAGUGUGACUGGUCCUUGGGAACUAUGCACUGAUAAUAUAGAUUUCAGUCAUGAUGCUGGAAGCAUGAUCAAGUAUCACAAGAACUUGACAGUCCAAGGCUAUCGUGCACUAAUUUUUAGUGGUGACCAUGACAUGUGUGUGCCCUUCACUGGUACUCAAGCAUGGACAAGGUCACUGGGAUAUAAAAUUACAGAUCCAUGGCGGCCAUGGUAUAGUGGAGGACAAGUUUCUGGGUUCACUCAAGGCUAUGACAAAAACCUCACUUUCCUCACAAUAAAGGGUUCGGGCCAUACGGUUGCAGAGUACAAGCCAGAGGAGGCAUUGGCCUUCUAUAGCAGAUGGCUGGCUGCUGCAGCUAUCUGAUAACUCAAAUAGAUUUUUCAUUUUACUUUGUGGAAACAUUAUCUCCUGCAAAUAUGUCCUCCUGAUUUAUUGAAAUGUAAUAAACCAUCUUUUUUAUGAUA